AUGACUAUUAACGGCGAUGAACUUGAAGUGGGAUCACUGGUCACCACCAGCAAUAAUUCGGGAUUUAGUAGCUUGCAAAGAAGUGUCCAUGGAUCUAGGAUAUUGGCGGUGUUCCCGAGCACCAGCAAGACGAACUAUCUGUUCGGACAGGUGCUGUUUGAAGAGCUCGCGUCGCGUGGUCAUCAGAUAACGGUGAUAAGCCCAUUCGAGAUUCAGUACGACAGUGAAAACAUCAAACAAAUCAAACUGACCGGCAUGUUUGCUCACCUCGAAGAUUAUGGCAUGAAUGCAAACAUCUUCACGAAAUGGGAUAGGUCGAGUUUGUAUGGGAAAAAUAACCUCAUCUAUGGAACGGCGGCUAUGGCGGACUUCACACUGGGACACUCCAAGGUUCAGGAGCUGAUUAAAUCGGAUGAGACGUUUGAUUUGCUAAUAUUGGAUCAAGUGCCGACAGACAGUCUACUGGGUUUGGCAGUGCACUACGGUAUUCCGGCCAUCGUGUGCAGCUCAACGACGGCGAACAAAUUCACCAACGAAAUGGUUGCGAAUCCACACAAUCCAUCGUACAACCCCAUCAGUGACCUCGGGUACUCCGAUCGAAUGACCUUCAUUCAACGGUUUUGGAACACGGUCGUUUCUCUCUCGGAACAGUUCAACUAUAAGUUCUUCUACUUGCCCUCUCAGGAAGCAGUUUAUCAGCGGUAUUUUGGCAGAAAAAAUCUCCCACCGCUUUUGGACGUGAUUCACAACGUCAGCUUGGUUAUGGUCAACUCGCAUCCGGUGAUCAACCAUCCGCGUCCGAUGGUUCCCAGUAUGAUCGAAGUCGGAGGACUUCACCUGCGGAAGUUCAACGAUACUGGUUUGUCGGAGGACGUGGUGAAUUGGGUCGAAGCAGCGAACAAGGGCGUUGUACUGUUCAGUCUGGGAGCGAACACCAAGUCAACGGAUCUGCCGGCCAAUGUACGCAAAGCAUUCACCGCGGCGUUCUCUCAGCUGUCCGGUACCUUGAUCCUAUGGAAGUGGGAGAAUGCUACGCUCGAUAAUCAAACUUCCAACGUGAUCAUUGGACCGUGGAUGCCUCAGCAGGAGUUACUGGCUCAUCCAAACGUGCGCUUGCUCAUCACGCACGGAGGAUUGCUGGGAAUGAUGGAGUCGGUGUACUAUGGUAAGCCGAUCCUAGGCCUUCCGCUGGCGGGUGAGCAAGAAAUCCUGGUGGAUCGGGCCGUGGAAGGCGGAUACGGGUUGAAGCUGGAUUAUAACAAUAUAACCGAAACAAUUGUGCUGCGCUCGAUCAAAAAAAUCUUGGAGGACAGUUCAUUCCGACAGAAUGCUUUGAAGGCUUCGGCGCAUUUUCGGGAGCAUCCCAUUAGGCCACUGGAUAAAGCCGUUUACUACGUUGAAUAUGUUUUGAAAAACAACAGCGGAAUCCUGAAUCUGCGGACAGGGGCGCUGAGGCUGAACUUCUGGGAGCGCCAUCUGGUGGAUGUGAUUCUAUGUCUCGUGGCAUUUUGCUUCAUUCUGGUGACCGUGGUUGCUACCUUGAUACAGAUAAUACUGCGGAAAACACAUAAAAACAAAUUAAAAGCUGCCCGCGAGCGUUCAACCACCAACGGAAAAGCUGGCGGAAUAAAAAAGAAAACCAAUUAA
Molecule: messenger RNA, 1647 nt
Organism: Sabethes cyaneus
Lineage: Eukaryota; Metazoa; Arthropoda; Insecta; Diptera; Culicidae
Product: UDP-glycosyltransferase UGT5-like
Exons: 7
Coding region: 1-1647 (548 amino acids)
Molecular function (GO): UDP-glycosyltransferase activity
Source: RefSeq, a predicted model, not a curated record